AACUACUUUAUUUAAAGACUACGUCGACAAAGAAACCGCCUCCAAUCGUUUCCAUUACUCUUUACCCAUUUAUUUCCAUUUACUCCGGCUUCAUCCAUCUGACACUACUCGUUUCACUCGCAGCACUCUUGCUCCAUGAAAGUCUUCACCCAAAAUUCCGGUCUUUUCAAGCUAAUUUCAAUUAUACUGGCAACAGCCAUUAUUUGUUUACUUGCAAACAAAGCAUUUGUUCAUACAGAUAGCUUAAGCGACUUGAUACGUCGCUUGGACUCUCUUGACGAAACACAAAUAUCCAGGCUCUCGGAAGCAGUUGGUGCGAGGCUCCACAACCCUCAAAUACCUCCUCAAACACCCUUGCAAAAGAGAGGUGACAAAUCAGCCAAGUCGGAAGACUCCAAAACCACCACCUCAUCAUCCAAGGCUUCUAAAACAACCUCAUCAAAAGCGUCUAAAACAUCCGACUCUAAUGCCUCCUCAAGCUCAUCGGACUCCAAGUCCAAGUCCAAGUCCAACUCAAGCCCUCUUAAUAUGACAGGUAUUCGGGUGGCCAUUGCGUUUGUGGCCAUUAUUCUCAUCAACAUGGUGGCAAUUUGUAUUCACCAUGUAUACAUGAAGCUUAGUAGCUCCGAAAGGUCCUACCGGACUGUUGAGCAUAAACUUUCCCCAUACUAGCCACUUCGGAUUAUACCGUGAGCCGGUGUAAUAAUUUUUUUUAAAAUCGGAUAAAACGUAUGUAUAAGGCUGUACAUAGCACAUCCAGCCAUAACAUACAUGAACUAAUGCAUAUCUUGACGCAC
Molecule: messenger RNA, 797 nt
Organism: Yamadazyma tenuis ATCC 10573
Lineage: Eukaryota; Fungi; Ascomycota; Pichiomycetes; Serinales; Debaryomycetaceae
Source: RefSeq, a predicted model, not a curated record